Molecule: messenger RNA, 1571 nt
Organism: Gavialis gangeticus (Gharial)
Lineage: Eukaryota; Metazoa; Chordata; Crocodylia; Gavialidae
Gene: ENTPD3
Product: ectonucleoside triphosphate diphosphohydrolase 3
Exons: 9
Coding region: 175-1554 (459 amino acids)
Biological process (GO): nucleoside diphosphate catabolic process
Cellular component (GO): plasma membrane
Molecular function (GO): GDP phosphatase activity; UDP phosphatase activity
Source: RefSeq, a predicted model, not a curated record
CUCAACCUUGGAAGCUUUAACUUGCCACAUCCCAAUGUUAUAUAUACUUCUUUGAACUUCCCACCCUUUUUUUGGCGUCUUCCAGCCAAGCUUUCAGCCCAAGGCCUCCCGUUUCUUUCUUUUUUUUUCUGUUUUAAACAUUUGUAUUUCUCCCGUGAUGCAGGUUGGGAAAAGAUGUUGACGAUGCUUGCCCGCCCGCCCUGCGAACAGGCAGGCUUCCGAGUGCUCUCCAGAAGUCCAACCAUUGUUGCUUUGGUAUUCCUUCUUCUAAGCAUCAUUGUUAUUAUUGCUAUUACACUUAUUCAGAUCAACCGAAAAGAGGUCCUCUCUCCAGGACUGAAGUAUGGAAUAGUGCUCGAUGCCGGAUCAUCUCGGACUACUGUCUAUGUUUACGAAUGGCCAGCAGAAAAAGCAAAUGAUACUGGAGUAGUAAGCCAGACCUUCAAGUGCAACGUGAAAGGCCCUGGCAUAUCCAGUUAUGGGUCUAGCCCUCGAGAUGUUGCCAAACCCAUUGAUGACUGUAUGAAAAAAGUCAAGGAGAAAGUUCCAUCCGAUAUGCAUAAAAAUACCCCUGCCUAUCUGGGAGCUACUGCUGGAAUGAGACUACUGAGGUUGCAAAAUGAAACGGCAGCCAAUGAAGUCCUUGCAAGUAUUCAAAGCUACUUCACAACCCAACCCUUUGACUUUAGGGGUGCACAAAUCAUAACUGGGCAAGAGGAAGGGGUGUAUGGAUGGAUUACAGCCAACUAUUUAAUGGGCAAUUUCGUGGAGAGAAACCUUUGGAGGACAUGGAGCCAUCCUCAUGGAGCAGAGACCACAGGUGCACUUGAUCUAGGAGGAGCCUCCACACAAAUAUCAUUCAUCCCAGAGGACACCCUGAAGACUUUCAAUAGCACAUUACAAGUGCAUCUGUAUGGUUAUGAGUACAAUGUAUACACCCACAGCUACCAGUGCUAUGGGAGAGAUGAGGCUGAGAAGAGGCUCUUAGCAUCACUAUUGCAGAAUUCAAGAAACAAGUCCAAGAUUGAUAAUCCAUGUUAUCCACAGAAUUAUGAAACUGUUUUAACAAUGAAACACGUGUGUGGAAGCCUUUGCACACAGUCUCUAAGACCAGCAAAUUACAACCCAGACUGGCUCAUACAUUUCAGAGGAACCGGAGACACUGCUCUCUGCCAGGAGGUGGUGUCCUUAUUGUUUAACUUCACUGCUUGCAAUGACAAGGAGGACUGUUCAUUUAAUGGCAUCCGUCAGCCAAAGGUUAAAGGGAAGUUUGUGGCCUUUUCUGGAUUCUACUAUACAGUAAAUGCUUUGAAUUUAACUGGACAGUUUUCCCUUACUGAUUUUAAUUCAAGCAUGUGGCUUUUCUGUUCACAGAACUGGAACCAGCUUCAGUAUAUGCUGCCUAAAUUUGAAGAAACCUAUGCUAGAUCCUACUGCUUUUCAGCAAACUUUAUCUAUUACCUGCUUAUACAGGGAUACAAAUUUAGUGCAGACACCUGGUCUCAAAUACAUUUCCAAAAAGAGGUGAGGAUGAGUUGGUUUUUAUUGUUUUAAUGUUUUAUUAACAAUUC